AUGAACAGCCUCGCAGUUCUGCCAGCCACACCCGCUGAUAUACCCAUUCUACUCGACAUAUACUUUACGUCCUUCACCAACCCCCUUGCACUCGUCGCCUUUCCUCCUUCUUCUACCUCGGUCCAAUCAUGGUGGGCCGCCAUGCUCAAUGACGAGAUUCAAGAUCCAAACUCCCUCUUCUUGAAGGUAGUCGACCCUUCUCUCCCAGAAGAUGGACAGAUCGUCGCCUGGGCAAAAUGGAACCGCCCACAUGGGAAGGGCAUUGAUAUGACCUUGCCAGAAUGGCCGCAGGACGGUGAUAGCGAGCUGGCGACGAGGUUCUUCACAGGAUUGGCAAAGGAGCAUGAGCGUGUCAUGGGAUCCCGAGGGCAUUAUUACCUUGAGAUCCUAGCAACAAGUCCCGUGCAUCAGAAGCGAGGGGCAGGGUCCAUAUUGAUGGACGCUGGUGUUCGAAGCGCAGAUGAGGAGGGUGUGGAGGCCUAUCUGGAGGCAAGCCCGGUGAGCGUGGGACUCUAUCAGAAAUAUGGAUUCGAAGAAGUGGGGAAGGUAGAGGUUGACAUCAAGGGCCACGGCCAAUAUGCGAAUCUAUGCAUGCGGAGAAAGGCGCUAGAGAAGAGAGAAUAA
Molecule: messenger RNA, 624 nt
Organism: Pseudovirgaria hyperparasitica
Lineage: Eukaryota; Fungi; Ascomycota; Dothideomycetes; Acrospermales; Acrospermaceae
Product: acetyltransferas-like protein
Exons: 2
Coding region: 1-624 (207 amino acids)
Molecular function (GO): acyltransferase activity, transferring groups other than amino-acyl groups
Source: RefSeq, a predicted model, not a curated record